Cylicocyclus nassatus is the source of this 477-nucleotide messenger RNA. NCBI's taxonomy places the organism in Eukaryota, Metazoa, Nematoda, Chromadorea, Rhabditida, Strongylidae. The record is from the annotation of a GenBank genome assembly.
AUGAUGUUCUUCCUGAGCUGGUUCUUCAUUCUCUUUCCAAUUUGUUUUGCUUAUGAUCCAAAAGAUAUAAACGUCGAAAAACCCAAUCUUCACGAAGGACUCGUAAGAGGAAUGGAGCAUUAUUGCAGAACGUUAGGCGGCGGAAUCGAAAUUCCGGAUCUGAAGUAUGAACCAUCCAAAACUGAGUAUUUAAAAUCUAAACUCAAACAACACUCGGGCCAUUUACUUGCGCUUCAAGGUUGGAAUUCUAACAUUCGUAUAUGCUGGGCUGAUAUCAGUGAAAAUAAUGGUGUAACUUCAUGGCAUGAAGCAGGAACGAAGCUUGCCACAAAAUGUAAUGCAGAAGUGCAUACUCAUGAUGUUUGCACGAAUUUAUUCAAACGAUUUCCGUUGGUUCAAUGCUUAACUGUAGACGGUCACUACCUGUACUGCGCAUUCUCAAAGGAUAUGGAUUGGAACACAUUCAAUCAAAAAUAG